This is a messenger RNA of Insectozyma verbasci, 929 nucleotides long. Lineage: Eukaryota; Fungi; Ascomycota; Pichiomycetes; Serinales; Debaryomycetaceae. The record is from the annotation of a GenBank genome assembly.
AUGUCAGAAAUGUGUGUUGAGACCUCCUCCAACUCCAUUUGUUUAUUUACUAACUGUAGUUUAUUAGUUACAAUUUUAGACCAAGCUUAAAGCGUCAAAAAUUACGUUCAACAACUUCUUUUAAUAAACUUACCAAUUCAUUUGAUUCAACCAACGAACAACCACAAGAAGAAGAAAAUGAAUAUCCUAGUGGAUUAUUUCCAGAUCAUACAAACGCAGCACCUUCAUUUCCACCUGAAUUAUCAAGUGAAUUACUUAAGUUUAUUGAAUUAUUAGAAAAACAAGAAGCUGAAAAAAAUAUUGGACAAGUUAUUCAAGAUGAUUUCGGGGGUAAUCCAAAUAGAAAAACUUCUUUGAGAUCAGCUGCAAGAAAAAGAAUUUCUUAUCAAGAAGUUUCAAUUACUGAAGAUGAAGGUAACAUUACAAUGUCAACUAUUAAAGAAGAAAAGCAAAUGACAGAACAAGAUGACGUUGGAGAACAAGCAAUUAGUCCACUACAAGUUUUGAGUAAUGUUGCAAAUGACAUAAGUCAACCAAUUCCUGAUAUUAAAAUUAAUAAAACUCCUGCCGAAGCUAUUUCAUUAGCCAAUUUUAAUUUACAUUAUAAUAAAUCAAAUACUCCUAAAUAUAAUGGUAAAUUUGUUAAUAUAAUUGAUGAAAAUAGAUUGAAACGUCAAUGCUUAUUAUGUGAUAAAAAAUACACUGAUUUGAAAGGGUUCAAUCGUCAUUACGAAGUUAAACAUUUAGGUUUGGAACAUAGAAUUAAGAAAAGAAAAGCAAAACCAAAAGAAAUAAAAGAAGAAGAUAAAGAAACAAAAGUAGAAGCAAAUGGAGAAGCAAGUGAAGCAGGAAUAGAAGAAUUGAAAGAAGGUGAAGCAAAAGAUGAAGCAAAACAAGUAGCAAAACAAGAAUUGAAAACAGAAGAUUAG